Molecule: messenger RNA, 675 nt
Organism: Paramuricea clavata
Lineage: Eukaryota; Metazoa; Cnidaria; Anthozoa; Malacalcyonacea; Plexauridae
Source: the annotation of a GenBank genome assembly
AUGGUCCGAAACUACAAACGGAAGACUGACCGGGCAAAUUGGUCAGAGGAGCAAAUGAAGCUUGCUAUCUUGGCAGUAGAAAACAAAGAGCUGUCCAUAAGAAAAGCUGCCGUUGUCUUUGGGGUUCCCAAGUAUUCACUAAAUCGCCGAGUGCAAGGUAAGCUGAAAAGUUUAUCCGCAGAGGAGAAACAUAAAAAUAUUUUGGGGCGUUAUCGUGCAAUUCUCACCCAUGACCAAGAGAAAGAGCUUGAAGACCACAUAAUCAACAUGGAUCAAGCUUUUUAUGGUCUUUCCAUAAAUGACAUCAGAGCCAUUGUCUAUGACUAUUGUCAAAAGAACAAUAUUAAGAACAAUUUCAAUUCGGAUAACAAAAUGGCUGGUCGUGACUUCGUUGCGGGUUUUAUGAAGCGCCACCCAAAGUUGUCACUUCGAAGACCAGAAUCAGUGUCUGUGAAUCGGGUUUUUGGUUUAAACAAGACCUCUGUGAAUUUAUACUUUGAUAACCUGGAAACUGUGUUGGAUAAACAUAACUUUAAACCACAUGAAAUCUUUAAUUGUGAUGAGAGUGGUUUGACCUGUGUUCACAAACCAGUGAAAGUCGUUGCGCCAAAGGGAAAGCGAUGUGUCUCCUCUGUUACUAGAGCGGUGAACGUGGUCAAACAACAACCAUUUUAG